GUGCUUAUCUUUUCGCUCAGUGUUAGUACACAGCACAGUUCCAAGCGGGUCGCAGUGUCACAGCUUUGGCGAAGUUAUUCGUGAUUUUGGUGCGUUGAGUUCUUGAUUUUCAAAAAGUUUGCAGUUGAGUUGAGCUCUCGGAAAUUGCAGGGAUAUCACCAUCAAAAUGGACUUGAACAGAUGUAUCCCAUGUGGAAUUCAACGUUGCGAUCCCACCGAGAAUAUUGAUCACACAAGCAUCCAGCAAAUUAAGGAACUUGGCAGAGGUGCCUUCGGCCGUGUGUUUGAAGCGAAGUGGCGUGAUACCAAGUUUGGUCCACAGAGUCCAUGGUAUCCAGGUUCCAACAUAGAUCCGCAGAAUGGUUCAACUGAUGCAGUUGGUGGUUUAACUGUUGCAGUUAAAUAUAUGAAGAAGCAGCCGGAUGAAAACAUGCCAUGCGAUUUUCUACGGGAAAUCUGUGCGCUCUCAUCAUUGAAACAUAGCAAUAUCGUCGAGCUGUACGGGGGUGGUCAAACCCAUGUCGAUUAUUUCCUCGUCAUGGAAUUGGCAGAAGGAUCUUUGAGAAAUAUUCUAAGUAAAGGUCCGAUUCCUUCUGGUAAAGGACUAUCCUAUUUAAGGCAAAGCGCAGAGGGACUACAUUUCUUACAUAUGAACAACAUGAUACACCGAGACAUUAAACCGGAAAACCUCCUAAUUUUUCAUAAGGGAGAGACAAUUAAAAUCGGAGAUUUCGGACUGGUUUCUGAUAACUACCUAACAAGAAACGCAGCAGGAACAACGCUCUACAUGGACCCUCAAGCAAUCAAAUCAAACAAAUGCAACUACAAGAGCGAUAUUUAUAGUUGGGCCGUUACAAUGUGGGAGAUGUUUGCUGGCAAGAGUCCAACCUGGAACAGGCAAAAACGAAGGCCUGUAAUUCCGAAAAGCUGGCCGAAAAAGGUACAAGUUUUGAUUCUACUGUGCUUGAGUCAUGAUUCAGAUUCUAUAAUGUCUAUGGACGAUGUGAUUAAAUUUUAUAACUGUGGACCAAAUGAAAACAGCGAAAAUUAUUCUAAUGUCCAAACAGGCUCAGACUUGAGCAAGUAUUUCAUUGGAGGUGGAUUUGCCGCGGGGCUUGUAGUAGCAAUAAUUAUGGCAUUUCAUUCGUUGAGAUAAACCUAGGGCAAUAAAAUAAGGGCGUAAUAUUAAAAUUUUCCCUUUUUCUGAAAAUCUCUAACUUUCAAUUCAAUUCAAUUCAAUUUUUAUUUUUCGAGAUAGCAUGUUACAAAUUUGUUCCUUUGGGCUUGUAUAGAGAUUUGGAUUUUCCUUACAACUAUGAAUGUUUCAGAUACUGACUUGGUAGCAUAGAAAUUGUUCGUUUCAAAUUUUCAAAUCUAGGAAAAGGGUGCCGUAAACUGGGGUCAAUCGGGACACAUGGGGCGAAUUGGGACAGCAGUUUUAACCAUGUUGGAGCACAAUAUUUUGAUUUUUCUGGUUGGUUUCGGUUAGAACAGACUCAGGCCAACAAAAUGUGUACAUCCAUUUCCAAAUUUAAAAGCUUUAAGUGCUCUAAAAACUUCUGUCCCUAUUCAGACUGUAGUCCCGAUUCACCCCAGAUUACGGUGGUGAAAAAUCCAAUCCAAAACUGUUAUGUUUACUCAAUCUAAUAUCACAGUUGGGAGAAGAAGGAAAAAUCUUUGACUUAUUUAUCAAUAAAAUAUGCGAUUGAUA
Culex pipiens pallens (northern house mosquito) is the source of this 1711-nucleotide messenger RNA. Its product is annotated as mitogen-activated protein kinase kinase kinase 7-like. Gene Ontology annotation, molecular function: ATP binding; magnesium ion binding; MAP kinase kinase kinase activity. The coding region runs from base 167 to 1156 and encodes 329 amino acids. The record is from RefSeq and is a predicted model, not a curated record. Gene Ontology annotation, biological process: JNK cascade; protein phosphorylation; positive regulation of canonical NF-kappaB signal transduction. Lineage: Eukaryota; Metazoa; Arthropoda; Insecta; Diptera; Culicidae. The transcript is spliced from 4 exons.